Sesamum indicum (sesame) is the source of this 1021-nucleotide messenger RNA. RefSeq names its product protein cornichon homolog 4. The record is from RefSeq and is a predicted model, not a curated record. NCBI's taxonomy places the organism in Eukaryota, Viridiplantae, Streptophyta, Magnoliopsida, Lamiales, Pedaliaceae. Gene Ontology annotation, biological process: vesicle-mediated transport.
AAGUGAUUGAAAAAGAAAAGAAAGUUAUAUGGAAAAAGACUUCUUAGACUCAUAGAAUUUGGUCUCACACACCUCAAAAGAUUCUUCUCUCCGAGCAACACCUCAGCUAGGGUUUCAACUCCGAUCAUCUCCGAUUCUUUUCUUGUCAUUUCAACCACCAGGGGCCACUGUGCACCUGGCGCUCCGAUUACUCAACUCCCUUUACCCUAUAUCCUCUGUAUAGCUCCCUGAAAGAAGAACAUUCAUUGUCCCAGAAAGAUUCGAAGGAAAAAGAGGAUAUGGGGGAUGUAUUCGCGUGGCUGCUCUUCUUCUUCAUACUCAUUGCCCUUCUUGUUAUGAUUGUUUUCCAGCUCAUGUGCUUGGCUGAUCUAGAGUUUGAUUAUAUCAAUCCUUAUGACUCUGCAUCUCGAAUAAACAAUGUGGUUUUACCAGAAUUCAUCACACAAGGAGUGCUAUGCUUCCUCUUCCUGGUAACAGGGCAUUGGGUUAUGUCACUUCUCUGUGUUCCGUACCUGUACUACAACGUGAGAUUGUACCUACGAAGACAGCACCUUAUAGAUGUAACAGAGAUCUUUAACUUGCUCAAUUGGGAAAAGAAGCAAAGACUUUUCAAGCUUGGUUAUAUCAUACUUCUUCUCUUUAUGUGCUUAUUCUGGAUGAUUUUCAAUGCACUUGAAGAAGAUGAACAUUCAUUUUAGUUUCCUGUUUGUACUUGGUGACGUGUGAGCAAUCUCAGCUGCUGAAUUAUAUUGGGGGAGUGCUUCGACAGGCUCAUUGAGUUAGACUUAUUUCCUUGUAAUUUACAAUUUGAGUAGAUAAGUUACAAAAUUAGAGUCCUCUGACUGAGUUUUGAUUUUCAACCUGUAAUAUUGUACAACCAUCCUAAGUUAUUUCAUUUCCAUUCCUAUUGAAUUUAUGAUCCUUUCUUUUCAUUGAUGUCGUUGUAUCAAGUAAGGUGCUUUCGGUUCUCUAGUUGUAUGCCAAGCAACAUCUGUCUUUGCAAUGCCAAAACUAAGCUUUU